AUGGUUGGAACCAGAGCAGACAACGGGGAAAGGUGGGGAGGAGGGGAAGGAACUGAUCCACCUUGGAAGGGUCAGUGUUUUGGACAUCGUCUUUCUUCCAGGGCUGAAAGAACCCUAGGCAACAUACUCAAGAGCAAAGGAUGGAGGAGAUCAAGCUAUGUCAUCACCACCAAGAUUUUUUGGGGAGGACAGGCAGAAACCGAGCGAGGCUUGAGCCGCAAACACAUCAUCGAGGGCUUGCAAGGAUCCCUGGAGCGCCUCCAGUUGGGAUACGUGGACAUCGUCUUCGCCAAUCGCUCAGACCCCAAUAGUCCCAUGGAGGAGAUUGUGCGAGCCAUGACCUAUGUCAUUAACCAGGGCCUGGCCCUCUACUGGGGGACAUCCCGGUGGGGAGCUGCAGAAAUCAUGGAGGCCUACUCCAUGGCCAGACAGUUCAAUCUGAUUCCUCCAGUGUGUGAGCAAGCGGAGCACCAUCUGUUUCAGAGAGAGAAGGGGGAGAUGCAGCUGCCAGAGCUCUACCACAAGAUUGGUGUUGGCUCAGUCACCUGGUCCCCUCUGGCCUGUGGCCUCAUCACUAACAAGUAUGAUGGGCGAGUCCCAGAUACCUGCAGGGCCACCAUCAAGGGCUACCAGUGGCUCAAGGACAAAGUGCAGAGUGAGGGUGGCAGGAAGCAGCCACAAGCCAAAGUCAUGGACCUUCUUCCCAUGGCUCACCAGCUGGGCUGCACCGUGGCGCAGCUUGCUAUUGCGUGGUGUCUCCGCAGCGAGGGUGUCAGCUCGGUCUUGCUGGGGGUGUCAAGUGCAGCGCAGCUGCUGGAACACCUGGGAGCCCUGCAGGUGCUGAGCCAGCUGACGCCACAGACGGUGAUGGAGAUAGACGGGCUUCUGGGGAACAAGCCGCCUUCCAAGAAAUAGUCCGUCGGGGGCGCAGGGACCCACACCGGGCCGGCCGCCCCCGCCGAGAACCGCGGCCCCGCCGCCGUCUCCCUCCCGCCCCGGAUCCCUCCACGCCGCGGCCGCAGCCGGGGAGGCCCCGCCCACUAACGAGUCCCGGCUUCGAGUAGCGAUGCGCAUGAACAAAGCCAUAUAUCCUCCCGCAGUGGGGCUCGAGAGGGAAAGUAGUGCGCCGCCCCUCUCCGUGCGCUCCUCCGGGCCUUCGUGCUAAUCCCGGGCAUGAACCACCGGGCCGGCCCCUCUCUGCCCCUUGGUCUCUCUUCCCCUAAUCGCCGAGGCCCAGAGGAAAGCAAAAAAACAGGGCAGAUACAGGAAACAUGCACGUUACCUCAAAGGUGGCCCUUGAGAUGUCAUCAAGGGGUAAUAACCUAAUAAGAAGGGAGUAGUGACGUCAUCUGGGACAAAGGCACUGGGGCUUUUAUUCGGUACAAAGGAAGCCAGGCUGGUCCUGGCAGGAAGUAAAUGGUAGUCUUUGAGGACCCUGCCUCCCAGCAGAAGGUGGAGGGGCGCUCAAAUAAAAAAGUGUCAAUACUUUGUUCUUGCAAGGAAGGGGGUGGGGGGCGCGGAGAACGCAGUGACACAGCACUGACGCGGGUAAAGGGAAGUGUGCUGGCAAAGCGGUUGGGGCGGCCUUGGGGAAAAGCUGGGCUGUGCUUUGCAGGACACGGUGACAGCCUUUAGGUCGCGGUGGAGACCUGGGGCUGGGUUGAAAAUGGUUGGGGAUAGACUUUUGAGCCUGGAGCAGGAUCUCCUACCUAGCAGUGGAGGGCUGCAGUCUUCCUCCUGGCAAUAAUCUUAAAGCAAUAAUGCCGGCCCCUCUUCUGUAAGACGUCUCCCAGGGAACUGUAAAUAAAAUCUCAGCUUGAUCCUCA
Messenger RNA from Leptonychotes weddellii (Weddell seal), 1826 nucleotides. NCBI's taxonomy places the organism in Eukaryota, Metazoa, Chordata, Mammalia, Carnivora, Phocidae. The record is from RefSeq and is a predicted model, not a curated record.